GUCGAACAAUUUAGGUCGGAACACAACACACACAUGGCGCACACACGCGCACUUCGAACUUAAAGCUACAGAAAAUUUAUCACAUCCAUUCCUCUCUUCCACUUGAGAGAGAGAGAGAGGGCGAGCUCUGGACGGGGAAGCGGCGGCGGCGGCGGCGCAGCAGAUCGAAUCCGGGCCGUGCAGCUCGCGCGGGACCUUCGUCGAUCUGAGGGAGGACAGGUGGGCCGGGCCGGGCCAUGCGCCGGUGAGGUGGGUCCCACUUGGCUCUAGAGUAGAGAGCAGGUAGGUAGGAAUGGCCGCGGUGGCGGCGAUGGAGAGGUGGCGGGCGUUGGUCGUCGCUGUGGUCGUCGUGGCGGCGGGGGUGGGGCAUGUCGUCGCCAACACGGAAGGUGAUGCUCUGUAUAACCUGCGACAAAGUUUGAAAGAUACUAACAACGUAUUGCAGAGUUGGGAUCCCACUCUGGUUAAUCCUUGUACAUGGUUCCAUGUUACAUGUAACAAUGAUAACAGUGUAAUUAGAGUUGAUCUUGGAAAUGCACAAUUAUCUGGUGUAUUAGUGUCCCAGCUUGGGCAGCUGAAAAAUCUCCAAUAUUUGGAGCUUUACAGCAACAACAUAAGUGGACCAAUACCUGCUGAACUGGGCAACCUAACUAGCCUUGUCAGUUUGGAUCUGUAUCUUAAUAAGUUCACUGGAGUUAUUCCUGACAGCUUGGGGAAUCUAUUGAAGCUUCGCUUUCUUCGUCUGAACAACAACAGCAUGUCGGGUCAAAUUCCUAAAUCCUUGACUGAUAUCACUACCCUCCAAGUACUGGAUCUCUCAAACAACAACCUCUCAGGAGCAGUUCCAUCGACUGGCUCUUUUUCGCUCUUCACCCCUAUAAGUUUUGCGAAUAAUCCACUUCUUUGUGGUCCUGGUACUACAAAACCCUGCCCUGGGGAGCCUCCUUUUUCGCCACCUCCUCCAUACAUCCCUCCAACACCACCAACCCAGUCAGCAGGUGCCUCUAGCACUGGAGCUAUCGCGGGUGGUGUUGCUGCUGGUGCUGCAUUGGUUUUCGCUGUUCCUGCAAUUGCAUUUGCAAUGUGGCGACGUCGUAAACCUGAAGAGCAUUUCUUUGACGUACCUGCCGAGGAGGAUCCUGAAGUUCAUCUCGGUCAGCUUAAGAAGUUUUCAUUGCGAGAGCUUCAAGUUGCAUCCGACAAUUUUAAUAAUAAGAACAUUUUAGGAAGAGGUGGUUUCGGAAAAGUAUACAAGGGGAGACUUGCAGAUGGUACAUUGGUAGCAGUGAAAAGACUAAAAGAGGAGCGUACCCCUGGUGGUGAGCUUCAGUUCCAAACAGAAGUUGAGAUGAUUAGCAUGGCUGUGCAUAGGAACCUUCUCCGACUUCGUGGUUUUUGCAUGACGCCGACUGAACGAUUACUGGUCUAUCCAUACAUGGCUAAUGGGAGUGUCGCAUCACGCUUGCGAGAGCGCCAGCCAUCUGAACCACCUCUUGAUUGGGAUACCAGAAGACGGAUUGCACUUGGAUCUGCAAGAGGACUCUCUUACUUGCACGAUCACUGUGAUCCAAAGAUCAUCCAUCGUGAUGUCAAAGCUGCAAAUAUUCUUUUGGACGAGGACUUUGAGGCAGUCGUGGGUGAUUUCGGGCUUGCCAAACUUAUGGAUUACAAGGAUACCCAUGUAACAACUGCUGUUCGUGGAACAAUUGGACACAUUGCUCCUGAGUACCUUUCCACGGGAAAAUCCUCUGAGAAGACGGAUGUUUUUGGCUAUGGGAUCACGCUUCUGGAGCUUAUUACUGGGCAGAGGGCAUUUGAUCUUGCUCGUCUUGCAAAUGAUGAUGAUGUUAUGCUACUUGAUUGGGUGAAAGGGUUGUUGAAGGAGAAAAAAGUGGAGAUGCUGGUGGACCCAGACCUGCAGAGCAACUAUGAAGAGACCGAGGUGGAGUCGCUUAUCCAGGUGGCGCUGCUCUGCACGCAGGGCUCCCCCAUGGAGCGCCCCAAGAUGUCGGAGGUGGUGAGGAUGCUCGAAGGUGAUGGCUUGGCAGAGAGAUGGGAGGAAUGGCAAAAGGUGGAGGUGGUCAGGCAGGAGGCUGAGUUGGCUCCUCUUCGCAAUGACUGGAUUGUUGACUCCACAUAUAACCUCCGCGCGGUGGAACUGUCUGGCCCAAGGUGACAGGCAGCACUCAGCCGGGCUUAGACAAAGAUCAACAAUGCACUAAGAUGACAAAAACGAAAGAUCAACAUUUCAUCGGCUCAUCCAGUCUAAUUGUGGUUUGUGUAUAUGACAGGUAGCUUGUCUUGUUUAGCGACAAUUUAAGGGUGAAAUUCUUUUUCCAUUUCCUCAGUAGCCUCAGGAAUUAUGUUAGGCUUCAGUCAUUUGUUAAGUUAAAAAGUACUACUCCGUCCGAUCCAUAUUAAUUGUCUCAAAUUUGCCCAAAUAUGGAUGUAUCUAUGUCUAAAAAGCAUCUAGAUACAUGUAAUAUUUCGACAAUUAAUAUGAAUUGGAGGGAGUAUACAUUUUGUGUGCAAGACAUCUUUGCAGUGAUAUGAUGCUGGAGGUAAAUGCACCGUCGGUCUAUUAACUUGGCACGUAUGUGCAGAUUAGUCAUUGCACAUGAAAAACGUUAUGAAUA
Molecule: messenger RNA, 2636 nt
Organism: Brachypodium distachyon (stiff brome)
Lineage: Eukaryota; Viridiplantae; Streptophyta; Magnoliopsida; Poales; Poaceae
Product: LRR receptor kinase SERK2
Exons: 11
Coding region: 293-2176 (627 amino acids)
Biological process (GO): protein phosphorylation
Molecular function (GO): protein kinase activity; protein binding; ATP binding
Source: RefSeq, a predicted model, not a curated record